AUGUUCAAAAAUCAGACGAAUUAUACUGAAAAUGAUCGAAGUUUAAUAAAGAAAACACAACGAAUGAGAAGAAAACAAGGAAAUCAACGUUAUAAAUUACUUUUAACAUGUGUUGUUUGUAACGGUGAUGCUCAUGGUUAUAAUUUUGAUGCAAUUUCAUGUGAAUCUUGUAAGGCUUUUUUUCGUCGAAAUGCAUUACGACCACCGGGAAAAUUAAAAUGUUGUGGUAACGGUCAAUGUAAUAUAUCAUUUGAUCAAAAAAAACGAUGCAUGCGUAAAGAAUGGAUACUUACCGACAAAGAAAAACAAGAAAAACGAAUUAAAAUCGAGCAAAAUCGUCGUCUUAGACAAAUUCAUGAUAAUGAUAAAGAUCAUCAACAACAAUAUAUAAAAAGAAAAUCUAGAACUGAUAGUGAUUUGUCAAUGGAUUUUCAAAGUUUUUCACCAUUAAUUGACCAUCAAAAAUUUUUGACCCAUAUCGAUUUGUCAAAGAUUGAACUUCUUCAUAAUGCAUAUACUGAAGCAGUUAAAUUAAAUCAAACAGCUGGUAUACCCCAAUAUCCAUUAAUUCAACCAAUAAGUUCAACAUUAGAAUUAUUUCGUGUACCAAUUUAUAUAUCAUCAAUGCGUUUAAUAACGUUUUUUAAACAAAUACCUGAAUUUCAACAAUUAGAUAGAGAUGAACAAGUUUAUUUUGUUAAAUUAAAUACAUUAACUAUUGCUUUUCUACAUUCAAUAUAUAUAUAUGAUAAUAAAACUGAAAUUUAUCAUGAACCAGAUACAAAUGAUCCAUUAUUUUUAGAAAAAGAUUGGAUGAAUACAAUUAAUAAUAAAUUUCAUUAUGAAAUGAAACAAAUUCAAAAUAAUUUUAUUAAUAUAAAUCAAUUCGAUGAUAAAAUAAUGAAAAUAUUUUUUUUAAUUAUACUUUUUUCAAAUUAUCAUACAUUUAAAUAUUCCACAACAAAUAUUAAUACAUUAAAUAUAUUUAAAGCACAAAAUGUUUACAAUGAAUUAUUCUAUAAAUAUUGUUUACAUCAUUAUGGUUUUUAUAAAGCAUCCAUAUUAUUAUUAAAAUAUACAAGUAAUAUUAUGAAAUUACAAAAAUUAAUAGCUGAACUUAAAUCUACAGCAUGUGAUCAUAUGGACAUAACACAAUUAACACCAGUUAUGCAAAGUCUUUUAUAA
Rotaria sp. Silwood2 is the source of this 1185-nucleotide messenger RNA. Lineage: Eukaryota; Metazoa; Rotifera; Eurotatoria; Philodinida; Philodinidae. The record is from the annotation of a GenBank genome assembly.